Molecule: messenger RNA, 5312 nt
Organism: Peromyscus californicus insignis
Lineage: Eukaryota; Metazoa; Chordata; Mammalia; Rodentia; Cricetidae
Gene: Lrrfip2
Product: LRR binding FLII interacting protein 2
Exons: 27
Coding region: 385-2472 (695 amino acids)
Biological process (GO): regulation of DNA-templated transcription
Source: RefSeq, a predicted model, not a curated record
CCGCCGCUGCUGCAGCCGCCGCUCGGGCUGCGGCUCAUCCCGGGUCUCGGUCGCCGUCCCGGCCGCGGCGCGAAGGGCACCCUGAGUGUGACUGCACGACCGGCCGCGGCGCGAGGAGCCCUUCUUCUGCCUCCCUGCGGCCCGCGCGGUGGACGGUGUCGGGACAGAGUGUGGCCGCCGCGCCCCUUCCCCGCUCCCGGGCGGCCGCUCCGGCCCUUCCGGGCGGCGCCGCAGCCUCAGCCCGCUCCACACGCAGAUGUGGGAAGACAAAUGAAGGGGUUUAGAUGCCAAAUAAAUGUCAGUGGGAAGGAGAGCUACCAACACUAAGGGCUGAACACGAGUAAGCUCAUUUUUCAGAGUUAAAGAAUUAUUUAUAAAAACAAGAUGGGGACGCCUGGUUCCGGAAGGAAAAGAACACCCGUAAAAGAUCGAUUUUCUGCCGAAGACGAAGCUUUGAGUAACAUCGCUAGAGAGGCAGAAGCAAGGCUAGCAGCAAAGCGGGCCGCCCGGGCAGAAGCAAGAGACAUCCGCAUGAGGGAACUGGAACGGCAGCAAAGAGAGAGUUCAUCGAAGGAUAUUACUGGGACACACUGGAGCAGAGCCAGUACACCCAAAAGGAGAGACAUGAUGUAUGAUACCCUCAAGGACAGAUCAUCAAGGCUUUCAUCAUUAAAUUAUUCUUACAGUCACAGCUAUGAGAUGAAGAAGCGAUCUUCUAGUUCUCAUAAAGACCCCCUGAGUGGCCUCUAUUUUGACCAGAGAAACUAUAGCAGUCUUAGACAUAGCAAGCCUGCCUCGACCUACUACUUUCGGUCUUCUUCCCUGUGCAGCGACCCGCUGGGGACAUCUCCGAGUAAGAACAGGGCCUCCUCUACUGCAAAUUCUGGUCUGCUGAGAAGUACCAGCCUGGCAUCAUUGUAUGAUGGUGGAUUAUAUAACCCCUAUGGUUCUCGAACUCCAUCUGAAUACAGUUACUACUCAUCGAGAGCAAGUUCCUCCCGAAGCAGUCCUGUGUCCAUCGAUGAUGAUACUGCAAGCAUUAUGUCUUCUGAGCGUGCCAGUCGUGGGCGAAGGGACAGUGUGGUCUCUGCUGCUGACUAUUUUAGUCGCUCCAAUCGUAGGGGGAGUGUUGUCUCUGAGGUGGAUGACGCCGGCAUCUCAGACUUGACCAGCUUGGAUGAAAAAUCGGACAAACAGUAUGCUGAAAAUUACACAAGACCUUCUUCUCGAAAUUCUGCCUCAGCAACGACACCUCUAAGCGGGAACUCAUCCAGACGGGGCAGCGGGGACACCAGCAGCUUAAUAGACCCAGAUACCUCAUUGAGUGAACUUCGGGACAUCUAUGACCUGAAGGACCAGAUACAUGAUGUAGAAGGGAGAUACAUGCAGGGGCUUAAGGAACUGAAGGAAUCUUUGUCUGAAGUAGAAGAGAAAUACAAGAAGGCCAUGGUGUCCAAUGCCCAGCUGGACAACGAGAAGAACAACCUGAUCUACCAGGUGGACACCCUCAAGGACGUUAUUGAAGAGCAGGAGGAGCAGAUGGCAGAGGUGUACAGAGAAAACGAAGAGAAAUCAAAGGAGUUAGAAAGGCAGAAACAUAUGUGCAGUGUGCUGCAGCAUAAAAUGGAUGAACUCAAAGAAGGCCUUCGGCAGAGAGAUGAGCUCAUUGAGGAGAAUCAGCGCCUCCAGCAGAGAAUAGACACCAUGACAAAAGAGGUGUCUGACCUCCAAGAGACCCUGCUUUGGAAAGAUAAAACAGUUGGGGCCCUAGAGAAACAGAAGGAACACAUUACCUGCCUCAGGAAUGAGCGAGAUGUGCUCAGAGAGGAGCUGGCUGACCUGCAGGAGACAGUGAGGACGGCAGAGAAACAUGGCUUAGUUAUAAUCCCAGACAGCACUCCCAAUGGUGAUGUCAAUCAUGAUGAACCUGUUGUGGUUGGAGCCAUUACUGCUGUGUCUCAGGAAGCUGCUCAGGUCUUGGAGUCAGCAGGAGAAGGGCCACUAGAUGUGAGGCUACGGAAACUUGCUGGAGAAAAGGAGGAGCUCCUGUCACAGAUUAGAAAGCUGAAGCUGCAGUUAGAAGAGGAACGGCAGAAGUGUUCCAGGAAUGAUGGCACAUCUGGGGACCUGGCAGGACUGCAGAAUGGCUCAGAUUUGCAGUUCAUCGAGAUGCAGAGAGAUGCCAAUAGACAAAUUAGUGAAUACAAAUUCAAGCUUUCCAAAGCAGAACAAGACAUAACCACCUUGGAACAAAGUAUCAGCCGGCUUGAGGGGCAGGUGCUGCGGUACAAAACUGCUGCUGAGAAUGCUGAGAAAAUUGAAGAUGAGCUGAAAGCAGAGAAGAGGAAGCUCCAGCGAGAGCUACGGACAGCACUGGACAAGAUCGAGGAGAUGGAGAUGACCAACAGCCACCUGGCAAAGCGUCUAGAGAAGAUGAAGGCCAACAGGACGGCCCUUCUAGCCCAGCAGUAGGCCUGGGUGCUGCUCCGAGGGCCUUGCCCGGAGACACUGACUCUUUUGUAUAUUGACACAAGCCCUUCUAGUACUGUCUGAGUCUCGUCAUUAAACAGCCACCUUUGUAUUUUAUAAUUUAUGAGAAUGAAGCAGGUUUAAUCGUCAUGAAUUUGGAUUUUGUUUGUAGCUCACUUCUAUAGUGAGAACUAGUCUGUGCUUUUUAUUUUUAAUUUUCAACAUUCUAGAAUCACGUUUUCUCACCAUCUUCCUCCAGCUGCCUCACUGACUGGGCACUUGGGAGGCCUUGGUGUGGGUUCUGGAGGAUGGCCAUUCUGAGUGCUGAGACACUUGCUGGAGACCUCAAAAACACAAGUGCCUUCUCCACGGUGUGAUACGGGCUUCAGAGACCAAGUGGCCAAGAUUCCUCCUCUUACCAGAGCAUUUAUAUUUCAGUGAGCAAGUAUUCAGGGGUGGGAGUCUGUGUUUCACUCAAAUUUAUAUGUUCGGAGGAAAAAGCCUUUUUUUUUUUUUUGUAAGAUAUUUAAAUUUAUAUAAAAAUGUUAGGAAAAGAUAUGGGGAGUGUAUAUUAAACUUUAUUGCAUGGGGCAGAGGACGUCUAGGCUCAUACUCUUAAAAGAGUAGGGUCCUUAGUCUCCGUAUCCACUGUGCUGUUCCUAGGACUUUCAUCUGCUGCUUAUUUGUGAACUGAAACCUCAGACAAGCUUGAGGGCUGAGGGGGGGGCGGGGGGGGGGGGGGGCGGCAGUCCAGGCAGGGAGGAAAUCUGCCUGGAGAACUAUUAAACACACCUUUCUGCCAGCCAGGACUGGUACCACAGUUAUGGUUACAGACGCUUUUUAGGACGAAUCAUGUCAGCCAUGUAUGGUCCUGUCUUACCCUGUUCUUUUCUCAAGAUGAGAUAUUCCAGAGCAUAGAACUUUUUUUUUUGUUUAGUUUUUUAAGAGACAGAGUCUAUGUAGCCCAGGUUGGCCUCCUCCUCCUAGUCAUUGUCAUUGGGCCUCUUAGAGUGCUGGGAUUCCAGGCAUGUAUCAUCCAUCAUGCCUGGUUCUAGAAUAAAAAUGCUUAAGAACUUUAAUUUCAUUUUUAAAGAGCCCAGUUCAAGAUAUUCCCUCCCCCUACUGUAGCCUCUUCAUAGGGUUUGCGAUUCUUUUGUCAGAAUCAAGGUGGUUUCAUGGGAAUGAUUACUGUAGCUCAAAGUGUUUACAAAGAAGCUAUAUUGAGGAAAAAGUCUAAUGAAUCAAAGCCUCUUAAUAAAUCUAGACUUGCAACUAGAGAAUAAAGUUAACUAAAAAGUGAAUGAUAGUUGUUCCCUUCUUCAGUCACUAGCCCUUCAUUCUUAGGAUAUGGAAACUGUCCUGAGUUGAGAGCAUCCUGUGCAUUUAUUUCCUAAUGGGAACUAUAGUUGUAUGGGUAGGGGCGCAAAUGUAGACUUAGCUUAUUGCUGAUCAGGUGAUCCAGCUCUUUACAUGGAGAAGGUACCACUAAACCUGUACCCAUCCUGGGCUCAUGAACCUCUUCUGAGAAGCCCUGGCCCCAGUUGUUCUAGUCUUUUCCAGAUGAAAUGGCUCUAUUUCUUCCCUACAAUACGUUGUUUUCCCUGGGCCCUUCUUCAUUGCCUCCUGUGGUCUGUGCUUUACUUUAAACCCCUAGGCAUUCAUUCUUAGGCUGAGUGCUUUAUUUCUGCUGAGGCAGGGCUACAGUUAUCUGGACACUGAAGAGCUUUAUUUUUAUUACUGGUUUUAGAGAAAGCCCUGGCUAACUCCCAGUAUACUAGAUUUGACCACCCACCCCAGGCAAGUUACCACAGUUGAGUAGUGAAGGCAAAGAAAGAUUCAUUUCAUGUGGCUGUGUUGGGAAGAACAGAUAAAAGGGUUCUGGAACCCCAAAUUAAUUUCAAAGUGUUAACGGUUUAAAAGAGGGAACAAAGGAGACAGUUGGGGUAUGCACUGCUGAUGAAGCAAAUCAUCUUGGCAGGCCAGUGGUCUGGCUGGUAAUUAAGUUCAGGUCCUGUGAAAGGCUCUGGAGAAGUGGUGCUGACAUCUCUUGAUGGUUUCCAUGACAUCAUCAUUUCCCCCUCCAAAGUGCAACCUCAUUAUUGUUAGUAGUUUCUCAUUUUGAGGGAUAAUCUGUCCUAGGAGUGUUAUUUGGGAGUCACCAGUCCUGUUAUUCCUCAAUUCCAAAGUAACUCCCAAACAGAAUGACUUAGGAGGAAAAAAAGAUAAAGCCAGAGAAGGGCAAGAUAGUUGCUGUCUCUUUUGCUUCCCCAGAAUCCUCCAAACCAGAACACCUAGAAACACGCUGAGAGCCACUAGGUGGGCUAGGUUAACUCUGACCAGUUAGAAGGCUGGGCAAGGAUGCUCUGAACUUUGUCCCUACUAGUAAAUUAGCCUUGACUACGGACAGUAAGUCUUCUUACUUCUCUUACUGUUGACUGGAUGGAUGGAUUGAUUUGGCUCCCAGUUUAAACUCCAUCAUGACAGGGAAGGUGUGGCAGAAUUCAUGGGCAGGAUUUGGCAGAUGGUUCUCAAGCAGGGAACCUUUUCCUUGGCACUCGGUUCACACUUGUCAAGAGAAUUUGCAUCUCUACAUGCUGGAGCUUCAUUCAGUGAGUGGACCCUCAGGGCACCUUUGCCACGGCCCAGCACAAAGUGUAAGGUCUCUCUAGCUCUGUUCAUCUCUAACAAUUAUGGAUUCUUUGUCUGCACCCUCCUUUUCUACAACUUUAAACAUGUUCAUCCUCCUUGUUAGUGUUUUUUCUCACCAGACUGCGUAGUUUUCAUCUUUCUGUUUUGCAUUGUCAUUAUCAACCUCAAUAAACACAGUGAUAACCAUGACACCA